AUGGCGCUGCGCGGAGCAGCCUCGCGCUCCUUCCUCGCCGCGGUCCGCGCCCGCACCGCCACCGCCGCCCCGCGCCUCCGCCCCGUACCCGCGCCCUCGCCCGCUCCCCGACGCAUCCCUGCCCUGGUUUUCGAUCCGUGCAGGCCAUUGGCGGCGCUGAUGGGGUCGCUGCCGGCGGUGGCUGCAAGGCUGACGGGGUACUCCGCGUCCAGCGCGCGGGCGUGCUGUGAGCUCUCCCAGGGUACCUUCUGCCGCACUUGUCAGGAUCGCUAACAAGUAAUUGAAGCGGGAGUCGUGGUCCUUCGCAGCAAGGAUAAAGCUCUUUUGAGAUGAAUCUAUUUUCAGCAAUUUUAGGCAAAUGUACUGGCUUAAGUUCCUGUUUUCAGCAUUUUACAAGUUAUAAGAAACUCCCCACUCCUAGUGCUAGUUGUUGUGUCUCGCAGACAAACGGACAAUCUACUUGAUUUCUAUAUAAAUAACGUCCUGUUAAUCAGCACAAGUCAUUUCACUCUGAUAUAAAAACAGUGUGUGAACACUGACCAAGUUUCAUUC
Molecule: messenger RNA, 552 nt
Organism: Lolium rigidum
Lineage: Eukaryota; Viridiplantae; Streptophyta; Magnoliopsida; Poales; Poaceae
Exons: 3
Coding region: 1-273 (90 amino acids)
Source: RefSeq, a predicted model, not a curated record